Onthophagus taurus is the source of this 1685-nucleotide messenger RNA. The record is from RefSeq and is a predicted model, not a curated record. Lineage: Eukaryota; Metazoa; Arthropoda; Insecta; Coleoptera; Scarabaeidae.
GAAGUUAGAUGUGGUAAAAUGAGGUCAGUUUUAUUAGUGAUUUCAUUACUGUUUGUUAGUGGUGGAUGUUAUCAUUUGUUAAUUGUUGAAAAUUUAAGAAUAGAGUUCUUAAAAUUACACUCAGAAAUAGUUAAAAACGUUUCAAAUAAUGAUACGUUACGUCACGAUAUUACAUUAAUUUUACAUGAUUACAAACCGUUUUUAAUCCGUUUAAAAAAGGUAGAACAAGAUGUUUUGAAUUAUGAUUUUAUAAUAAACAGUAACAAAUUCAAUAAUAAUAUUCGAAACCAUUUUGAAAGUAUUUAUAACACUACUAUUAACAUUAAUUCCAAGAAAAGAUAUAAUGAAAACAACUUUAAAGACGGAAUAAAGCGGUUUAAUUACACGAGAAUCCUACAAGAUUUCCGUAACAAAACUAACAAACAAACGUAUUUUUAUUCAUUUUUAGAAAAAAUCGAUAAAACGACUUUGGAACAAUAUUCUAAACAUGAAUUGUGUUUUAUCCUUUAUCAAUAUUUAACUUUAACAGAUAUAAAGGGUCUUAUUUUGACGAGUUUGUUUGAAUUUACUACAAAUAAUUCCAGCAUACCUUUAAAACUUCCGCCUGUAGCUAAGUAUAAUAAUAUUUUAUUAUCCUUGGGUAACAUACCUGAUGAUAUAUGGAGACAGGACCCCGCUAACCAUAAAAAAGGGAAAACCUACAUAGAAAUUGAAAAAUUUCUACAAGCUGUUAUUGUUUAUGAAAAACACAUGUAUCCAUUUAAUUGUAAGAACGAAUGUAUUGAUUACAAAAACGUAACGUCCAUAAAAAAUGAUUGUGGUCAACAAUUUAAUGAAAUGGCUUUCAAUUGUAAAUCCAUCGUUGAUACCUACCAUAGAACACAGUUACUUAAUUGUCAUGAAGUGUCUCCAACAUUAACGACUUGUCGAGAUACAUUUCCAAGAAUAUACAAAUAUUCAAAAUUUGGCAAUCAAAUUUAUGGUGAUAAUAGUGGUUGUACUCAAAAAGAACAAACAUUUACAACAAACAAGGGCUGUUCUUACUGUGUAUGUACAAUGUAUUACAAAAGAUAUUCAGCUAAAUAUAUAAGUCUUAGAUCUGUUACUUCCACCAUUGAUAAAAACAGGUAUAUUUUAGAUAUUUAUGUACUUAUGAUGCCGUUUAAAAUUGAAGCAUUACUCAUAGAGAAGACUUCAGCAAAAUUGCUUGUAAAUCAAAUGUAUACGUAAAUUUGCAACUAUGCUUAAUAUUUACUAAUAUUACUUUAGAAUUGGCUUAUGUUAUUGUAUGUAUGUAGCUUCACGUGGGGGCGAAUUCCUUCACAGUAUUUAGACCCCAUUAUGCUCUUUCUACAUCCCCACAUUUUACAGUUCAUUCAGGGGUCAGAAAACCAGCCCAAGGCUUUAAUGAACGUUAAUAUAGAACAGAAGGGUAUGUUCUUUAAGUGGCCCUUACACGAUCAAUAAUAUUGACCAUGUAAGGUGAAAAAUUUUAUUGACGGUAAAUAUUGAUGGAGUAUUGAUAAAAAUCCGGAUUUUCCGAUUUUCAGGCAUCAAUACUGAAAAUUGGAGGGGAUAUUGACAAUACUAUUGACCGUGUAAGGUUAGCGCCUCAACUCCUAAGCCUGUAAUAAACUCAACUUUCAAAAUUAAAUACUUUUUUGUAAUUCGCUACGGUAAUGGAA